AACACUUCUCCCUUCAGGACCCAACACUCAUGACUUGGCAAAAGACAGGGAUGAGAAAUCGUACGACAAUAACAACAUUCAUCCUGCUGGGAUUGACAGAUGACCCGAAACUACAAGUUCUAAUUUUUGUAUUUUUGUUUCUCACAUACAUGUUGAGCGUGGCCGGGAACCUCACCAUUAUCACUCUCACUCUUUUAGAUCCUCAUCUUAAAACACCCAUGUAUUUUUUCCUCCGAAAUUUUUCUUUCUUAGAAGUCUCAUUCACCACUGUCUGCAUCCCCAGAUUCCUGCACAUGAUGGCUACAGGAGAUAAUACUGUGACUUACAAUGCUUGUGCUACUCAGUUGUUUUUCGUUGUCCUCUUUGGAGCAACAGAGUUUUUCCUCCUCGCUGCCAUGUCCUAUGACCGCUAUGUGGCCAUCUGCAAGCCCCUGCACUACACCACCAUCAUGAACAACCGAGUGUGCACAGUUCUCGUCCUGUCCUGUUGGUGUGCUGGCCUGUUGAUCAUCCUCCCGCCUCUUGGCAUAGGCCUCCAGCUGGAGUUCUGUGACUCCAAUGUGAUCGAUCAUUUUGGCUGUGAUGCCUCUCCCAUUCUACAGAUAACCUGCUCAGACACAGUGUUCAUAGAGAAAAUUGUCUUGGCUUUUGCCAUACUGACACUCAUUAUUACUCUAGUGUGUGUUGUUCUGUCCUACACAUACAUAAUCAAGACCAUUUUAAAGUUCCCUUCUGCCCAACAAAGGAAAAAAGCCUUUUCCACUUGCUCCUCCCAUAUGAUUGUGGUUUCUAUCACCUAUGGCAGCUGCAUUUUCAUCUACAUUAAACCUUCAGCUAAGGAAGGGGUGGCUAUCAAUAAGGUUGUGUCUGUGCUCACAACAUCCGUCGCCCCAUUGCUUAACCCAUUCAUUUAUACACUUCGAAACAAACAAGUGAAAGAAGCUUUCAAAGACACAGUAAAACGAAUUGUGUUUCUCACAAAGAAGUAAGUUUUCUAGGCUAACCCGAAUUUAAAUCUAAGUAACCACGAGCAGCA
This is a messenger RNA of Peromyscus maniculatus bairdii (prairie deer mouse), 1036 nucleotides long. RefSeq names its product olfactory receptor 6C2-like. Gene Ontology annotation, molecular function: olfactory receptor activity; G protein-coupled receptor activity. Lineage: Eukaryota; Metazoa; Chordata; Mammalia; Rodentia; Cricetidae. Gene Ontology annotation, biological process: G protein-coupled receptor signaling pathway. Gene Ontology annotation, cellular component: membrane. The record is from RefSeq and is a predicted model, not a curated record.